AUGGCUCCAUGGGCAAAGCUCCUGCUGUACGACCUUGCGGACCUGAGCUGGGAGCCUCAGCCUGCGCCACACAUACCUGCCUCUUUGGAGUUCUGCUUGGCUCAGGCAUGCCCCCAAGGGAAUCAUGAGGACCCCUCCCCAACCUUCAGCACCUUCCAGCCCAUGAACUUGACCCAGGGGAGAUGCCAGGACUUGGGUUGGGGGAGCAAGCUCAGCAUGCAGGCUCUGAAGGAACAGGAGGUUCAGCUCAAGCCCAGAGUCGCCCACUCUAUGGCUUCUGCCUCAGCCCCAGGAGCUGCCUGGGUCCUGGGGAAGACUGACAAGGAGGAAGAGGUACCUGGGAAAGGUGGCCUGUCAUUGCAAGCUGAGACCAGAGCCUGGGUUCAGAAGACCCAGGCCCACUGGCUCUUGCUCAGGACUGCCCCAGUUUGGUUCCAUGGUUUCAUCACCAGGAGGGAAGCUGAGAGGUUGCUGCAGCCCCAGCCUCAAGGAUGCUACCUGGUGCGCUUCAGUGAGAGCGCUGUGACCUUCGUCCUUUCCUACAGGAGCCGGACCUGCUGCCGUCACUUCCUCCUUGCCCAGCUAGGGGAUGGGCGUCACGUGGUGCUGGGCGAAGACAGUGCCCACGCGCAGCUUCAGGACCUGCUUCAACACUACACAGCGUGUCCCCUCAGUCCCUACGGGGAGAUGCUCACCCAGCCCCUUGCCCGCCAGACUGCUGAGCCAACUGGACUUUCCCUGAGGACUGAAUCAGACCCUGGAAGCAAAAGACAGGAGGAUGCAGACAGCCAGCACAGCCUGCUCAUCCACCAGGGGCAGACCCAGGCCCCAGCACAAAAAGAGAAAGUGUGGACCUCCCAGCCCAAGGAGACUUUACCGGCACUCAGACCCAGGCCUCCCAUCCCUGCCAAGCCUCAGCUUUCAUCUGAACUCUAUGCAAGUCCUGCUUCACGACCCCAACGGGCUCUACCCAUUAAUCCCAUCUACCAGGAGCCUGAUGAACCCAUAGCCUUCUACGCCAUGGGGCGGGGCAGCCCUGGGGAAGCCCCUAGUAAUAUCUAUGCUGAGGUAGAAGGGCCAUCAGGAACAGCAUCCAUUGGGCACCCCGUCCUCCGGAAGUGCUGGUCCAGGCCCAUCUCAGGAGGCCAGGCAAAGGGAGUACAAGAGAAGAAAAGCUCAAGAAGGCCAGCAGAAAGAGGAAGCUCCUCCUGA
Molecule: messenger RNA, 1212 nt
Organism: Chionomys nivalis (European snow vole)
Lineage: Eukaryota; Metazoa; Chordata; Mammalia; Rodentia; Cricetidae
Gene: Sh2d2a
Product: SH2 domain containing 2A
Exons: 8
Coding region: 1-1212 (403 amino acids)
Cellular component (GO): cytoplasm
Source: RefSeq, a predicted model, not a curated record